Molecule: messenger RNA, 4245 nt
Organism: Cotesia glomerata
Lineage: Eukaryota; Metazoa; Arthropoda; Insecta; Hymenoptera; Braconidae
Gene: 5-HT2A
Product: 5-hydroxytryptamine receptor 2B
Exons: 9
Coding region: 1263-3311 (682 amino acids)
Biological process (GO): G protein-coupled receptor signaling pathway, coupled to cyclic nucleotide second messenger; serotonin receptor signaling pathway; chemical synaptic transmission
Cellular component (GO): membrane; dendrite
Molecular function (GO): neurotransmitter receptor activity; serotonin binding; G protein-coupled serotonin receptor activity
Source: RefSeq, a predicted model, not a curated record
UUAACAAAAAGUUUUUAAGGGAUUUUCAAAAAAAUGAAAAAAGACGAAAAAUUCUGGCUAACCGCAAAGAGGAAACUAUAAUAAGAAGAAAUGAUAAAGAUAAAUUUGAUGGGACUUUAACGACAGAUUGAUCCGAAUGUCUUUCUAUCUUACUUGGACAGGAAACAAGAAAACGUUCGAGAUCGAGUGAUCCAUCAUCGGAAAUAGGAGAAAAGUUAUAUUAUUCUAAAAAGAAAUAAAAACGUAAACAGCAUUUGAGAUAGCAAAAUCGUAAAACCACGCGAAUGAUGAUACCUAUCACAUAAAAUUCGAGUGGUACGCCUUUUUAGUUUAUAUGUCCGGAAUAAAAUACAUCCGGAAAGUUUUCCGCCGAGGAUGUAGAUUUAUCACAGAUUAGUACUCAGUAGAAAGCUUUAGAAAGGCUCCUGGAAGAUCAACCCGUCAAGUACACUUGCUGGACGUAAACUCUCGGCUAAAAGCUUGCUGAUUACUGAUACAGUGUUAUAUCACUCGUAUUUCCUAUCACGUAUUGUGGAUUUAGUGGAAGAAAUUUUGCUGCUUACAGUUUUGAUACACAUACAGGUUGAGAUUAAUCGGAGACUAAAAACUCGGAAAUUAAAACCGAGUGAUGUAGUAAUCGAGCGGUCUUAGUUUCGCCGUUUGCGGGAUCGCUUUUUUUAGUGCAAGUUGAUGCUUGCAGUUUAUCGAGAUUGGAAAAUUAAAGAUAAAAAGGGAUUUGAGAUUUGUAAUUGAAUUUCUAUAGUACCGUGGUUUUAUUUUUAUACUGAAAAAAAAAAAAAAAAGUAUUUAUAGGAAAAUUUUCUUGCAUAUUUAAUCAGCAACAAAUUCGCCAGAACCAGAACAUAAACAAAGCACAAAGUCGGUAUGUUUUUAAAGGGCUGUUGUAGUCCAGAAAAAAUCUCGAUUAGAGCUCAGUACAUAGCGAGCUUAUAAAUGCGGAAUGCUGAAUAAAUUCCGGUGUAAAAGGGUCGAGAUCUAAAGGAAAGCUCAAAAUACAAAGUAUAAAGUACACAAAUGUUUUAUUCUGUAGAAUAGAAAGUGACUAGUGAGUGUAAUGGUAAAAAGUAUAGACUGUAACAAUGGCUAGCAAAGUGGUGGAAGGGUGUUUUGGUCAGACGUCAAAGUGAUUAAAGCGUAUAACCUGGAUCGUUAUAAAUAUUAUAACAACAAUAAUAAUAUCACCAGUUCAUAAAGUGGGAAUUGAUGUUUGUGUACGUGAAUCGAGUGUAUGUGAAUAAGUCAUGCUUGAAGGUAAUAUCGCGGGAUGGACGAGCGAGCUGACGGUGAUGCUCCACGGAAUAUCUUGCAAUAUUAGCAGCGGCGGUUUGUACACCUGUAACGAGCAAUGUGGUGCCGGAAUUAAUAUUAGCGACGCUGGAGGUCCCGGAGUCGGGCCCGGGGGGUUCAUGCCUAUUGAUUAUGACCACUUGUGCAUGGCUGAACAUGUCAACGGCACGAGCACUCAUCACUAUCACCAGCAUCAGCUCCACCGUGCUGGCGAGCUUGGCGUCGAUGCUUAUUUCGCUGGCGUACCUUAUACCUCAUUAUUUUGUUGGCCCUGCAAUUAUUCCGGGUGCAAUAUCAACUUAUCCCUCGUUAUCAACGGCCUGGAAAACAUCGAGAGCACUUACUUGUCCAGAAUUUCAAAAUUCAUCGACUGUAACUCGACUUUCCUCAGCGAUAUUUUCGAAUGCACGUCGGUGGGGGAUUCUUCGACAACGGAAAAUCUGACAGUGUCAUGCUCCAGACGAACACGUCAGAUCGAACUCCCGAGGAGCGGAAAAAGGUUCAUGUGGACGUUUCUCUUUGUGGCGGUCUUCAUAGUGGCUGGUGGUUUGGGAAACAUUCUGGUAUGCCUUGCGGUAUGUCUUGAUCGCCAGCUACACAAUGUCACUAAUUACUUCCUACUGUCACUCGCCGUUGCGGAUCUUCUGGUCAGUCUCUUUGUCAUGCCAUUGGGCGCCAUUCCGGGAUUUCUUGGAUAUUGGCCUUUUGGGGAAAUUUGGUGCAAUGUUUACGUUACAUGCGAUGUACUUGCGUGUUCUUCGAGCAUAUUGCACAUGUGUUUCAUUUCGCUAGGUCGAUAUCUCGGCGUAAGGAGACCGGUAGAAACACGACGUGACUCAACAAUGCGGUCCAAUGCAUUUAAAAUAGCAGCUGUUUGGUGUUUAGCCUUGCUUGUGUCCAGUUCAAUUACAGUAUUAGGAUUGACAAAUCCAAUGAAUAUAAUGCCAAGACCGGAUAUAUGUAUGAUAAAUAAUCGAGCUUUCUUCGUAUUUGGAUCGUUGGUAGCGUUUUACAUACCAAUGAUUGUAAUGGUAAUCACUUACGUCCUAACUGUUCAGUUACUGCGUAAGAAAGCGCGGUUCAUUCAUAAGCAAACCAUGGGUGACGAAUUUAGGAGGCUUGGAGGGAGGUAUUCCUCGACAAAGUUGCAUCAUACCCACUCUAGGCCUACUUCUAGUGCACUGUCUUCUAGACAACUGUGGAGGUUUUCUGGUGGAAGUACUACUGGUAAUAGCCGGGGUACAAGCACGUCACCAUCAAGCUGCGAACUUAAUGGAGUUACUCAAGAGACGGAUGUGGACUCGACUCUGCAACUGCAAGUACGCAGGUGUAUCAGCAAGACCGAUCAGGCGACACAAACUCCGGAAAAUAUUACGCGUGAGACGAGAAACUUCCGACUUAGAUCUCUCAAACUUCACCUCAACGUCGCGCCAACAAAUCUAAAUCUCAGAAAUGUUAACAGGUUUCUACAGGGAAGAUCGAAGCGAUCACCGGCGGCAAACGCGGUCGCGACGGAACAAAAAGCCAGCAAAGUCUUGGGCUUAGUAUUUUUCACAUUUGUCUUCUGCUGGGCACCAUUCUUCAUCCUCAACAUUUUCUUCGCAGCGUGUCCGAAUUGCAAUGUGCCAAACCACGUGGUCGACACCUGCCUGUGGCUCGGCUACGUUUCCUCUACAAUCAACCCCAUCAUUUACACCGUGUUCAAUCAGACGUUUCGCGCCGCAUUCAUCCGCUUACUCAAGUGUAAAUGUUAUAGAUAUGCCCGACUGCCACGUUACCGUUCAGUUAACGAAGGACGGGCGGCUCUCCCGGGUAUGUGUACUCCCUCUAGUGCAUUGCCUCUAGCAAUAGGCCUCCAAGGCACACCUCUACUCACACCCUCAGUGAUUCCAACAGUGACACCAGCUUCUGGAAGCUCAUGUGUUACCGAAAUUACUCAGACAACAUUUAGUGUUUUACCGCACGACACUUUUAUUGAUGACCACUGUGAUCAAAAGUGUUGAAUGUUAAUAUUAUUAUUAAUUAUAACAUAAGAAGAUAAAAACAUUGAGACAUUAAAACCCUUUUAAGUGUGUCGUUAAUGAAGCCAUUGAACUACCAAAUUAAAAAUAAAAAUGUUCCUUGGUAAUUAAGAGCUGGUGUGUAUCAUUAAUCACCCUUGAGGGGUUACACGAUCUUAAAAGGCCGAAAAAAACGAUUUUUUAAUCAUUUUUUCUGAAGAGAAUUUUUAAUUGAUUAAUAUGAGAAUUGAUAUACAUAAUGUAAUUACUUUUUAUUUUAUUAAUAAGUUCUUUUUUUUACAAUCAACGAUUUUUCUAGCUACUGUAGACAAUCUUCAGGAAGUCCUCUAAAAAAAGUUUAAUCGAAAUUAAAAAAUUUAAAUAAAUUUCACUAAUGUGAGAUAUUAUUCAGUGAUUAAUUCAAGGGAUUAUCAAAAUGUCUAAUUUUAAGAAAUUGGCAUAUCAAUAAAAAAAAAUAAACGAUUUUAAUGAAAAUUUGAGCCUUAAAUUGUUUAUAAAAAUUUAAAAUACUUAUCGGAAUUAUUAAUCCUUGGAUCAAUUACUGAAAAAUCUAGUUAAAAAAAUAGUUUCAAAAUUAGAGACUGAUCUUAUCAGCAGUUGUUCGAUAAAUCUUGUUCACCGACUUUGAAAAUCGAGUUUUGAGAAAAAGGCGUUCAAACUUGUUCGGGCUUAAUCUAAUUGAAGUUUUAACGCUCCGAUUAGGCUUUACAAAUAUUUGGAUAACUUUAAAACUACUUAUCAAAUUGGCAUUAAAUUUUCUGUGUACAUACUUAAGUAUAUGUACAUUACAAAAAAUUGAUUUUUUAAAAAUUCCAAGCACGUAUAACCCCUCAAUCACUACUUCAGCUUACUUGUUUGUUGACUUUGUUAAUGGGAUUAUUUAUCCCCUAAAUAUAUGAUAUAUAAUAUUAAAUAU